CGCUACGGCCCCCUGCUCUGCUCCCGCUACGGCCCCCGCCCCCACUCCUCUCCCCGCCCCUGCCCUCGCCGCUGCUCCCGCUCCCGCUGCUCUCGCCGCUCCCGCCGGUGUCGGUGUCAGUGUGAACAGCAGCAGCAGCAGAAGCAGCAGCGUAACCAGGAUCAACAAUGUGGCCAGCAACAACACCUCCGUGGCGUCUACUAGCAUGCUGAGUGUGGAGGCAAUGUCGGAGGCGUUCCGCCACAUCCGUACGAAACUUCUUGUCAUCCAGCAGCUUUCCAACGCGUGCAGCGCCGCCGUUGGCUUGAUGGGCGACGACGAGUGCGAGAGCAACAACCUAGAGGGUUUGUCGGUGCGGCUCCUUCAGAGAGCGCAGGAAGUGCACGAUGCGCUGCAGCUGACGCAAGACAUACCUCCCCCCAGUGAGGACGGGACGGCUGAAGAGAGCACAACGGCGGCCCCCGCGACUACCUCAAUAUACACAUGUGUAGCGGCGUUGGUUAAAGCCUAUAAGUCCCUGCAAAAUGAGAAUGCAACGCUGCUGCAGCAGGAAGAGGCGUCGGAAAAGCAGAAGUCUUUUCUUCUUCGGGACAUUGAGCAGACACGGGAGGAAUUGAUGAAGGAAGAGAAGUUACUGAAGAGUCGCCGCGAGAAGCUGACGGAGGAGUGCGAACAACUUCGCCGGGCGCUGGAGAAUGCGACCGACACGCUGCAGGAGCGCGACGCCGCCCUAAAAGAUGUCCAGCAGCAGAAUGCCGCGCUGCAGGACGCGGUCUGCCAGCACUCUGCGGAGUGCGAGCAGCUGCGGCUGCAGUUGGCGACGCUGCAUGCCACGCGCGAAGAUAUGCAGCAGUCGCUGACAGUCCUGAGAGACGCGUCGGUGAUGGUGCGCAGGGCAUCGGCCGCCGUCCACGCGAGACUGCGCAGCGUUGCAGGUAUGCCGCCGGACGAUCCGACGGAUGCAACGCGCAUAGGAGAGCAGCAGCAGCAGCAGCAAGAGGGCGGGGCCGAGAAGCCGACUGGAAUGGCCGCUGAUGAUGUGCGCGCCAGCGCAUCGCAAUUGUUGGCCGCGAGUGGACGCGACUUGCGCCUCUGCGGGGGCGUGCUGCAGCACCUCGAAGAGAACGUGCGGGGUGCCGCGCGUCUGCUCGAGGCACUCCAGCAGACGCAGCUGUGGGCGAAGGGGGAAACCGCCGAAAGUGAGGCGUGCAUCCGCGCGGUGCUGCGCGACGCGUGCCGCGACGAAGCCGCGCUGCUUGGCGCGCUGCAGUCGCUGUCCCGCCGCC
Trypanosoma grayi is the source of this 1286-nucleotide messenger RNA. RefSeq lists its product as hypothetical. The transcript has a single exon. NCBI's taxonomy places the organism in Eukaryota, Euglenozoa, Kinetoplastea, Trypanosomatida, Trypanosomatidae. The annotation marks the transcript as partial. The record is from RefSeq and is a predicted model, not a curated record.